This is a messenger RNA of Spea bombifrons (plains spadefoot toad), 2638 nucleotides long. RefSeq names its product 6-phosphofructo-2-kinase/fructose-2,6-biphosphatase 2 (gene PFKFB2). Gene Ontology annotation, cellular component: cytosol. The record is from RefSeq and is a predicted model, not a curated record. NCBI's taxonomy places the organism in Eukaryota, Metazoa, Chordata, Amphibia, Anura, Pelobatidae. Gene Ontology annotation, molecular function: ATP binding; 6-phosphofructo-2-kinase activity; fructose-2,6-bisphosphate 2-phosphatase activity. The transcript is spliced from 18 exons. Gene Ontology annotation, biological process: fructose metabolic process; fructose 2,6-bisphosphate metabolic process. The coding region runs from base 405 to 2009 and encodes 534 amino acids.
CUCAAAGUGGGACAUAUUCGGACGUGGUUAGAGGUGUGGAAGGGUACAGUUAGAGAUGGGACAAAAUCAUGCACUUACCUUGCCACUUCACACUGUAAUGAAGAAGAACACAGGGAUAUGAUGUCUAAACUCGGCACUUAGCAUCAGUGCUGGUUUUGAGGCCAUGUGAAAGCUAUAAUUUAGAUGGCCAUCGCUUAAUCAAUGAGCAGCCCUGACGUCAGAGAUGAGCCGGUACUCGUCUCCUUCACCCAGCCCACCUGGGUCACCGGCUUGUGUGACCGACGCUGUGAGACAACGAGGUGAUCAGCGCAGAAACCACAGGCGGCCAGGUGCCAGGCAGAGCGAGAGCUGUUUCUAGGUAGGAAAAAAAAGUUGUGAUUGUUUAAACGCAGAAUUCGGGUGCAAUGUCUGAGACGAAAAGUCAGGACCCAGGACAGUGCAACAACAACAACAGCAGUGGCGGCGGCAAAGUGGCCCCUAGAAACGUGGAGAAAAAAUGCUCUUGGGCUUCUUACAUGACCAACUCGCCGACGCUCAUUGUAAUGACGGGACUUCCGGCCAGAGGCAAGACGUAUAUGUCUAAGAAGCUUACACGCUAUCUCAAUUGGAUUGGCGUGCCCACGAAAGUAUUUAACCUUGGGGCAUACCGUAGAGAAGUAGUGAGAUCCUACAAGUCCUAUGAGUUUUUCCGACAUGACAAUGCAGCGGCCAUGAGGAUUCGCAAACAAUGUGCUCUUAUUGCUUUGGAGGAUGUAAAGCUUUAUUUAACCGAAGAAGGAGGUCAGAUAGCGGUAUUUGAUGCUACAAACACAACUCGUGAGAGAAGAGACAUGAUCCUUAACUUUGCAAAGGGAAAUUCAUUUAAGGUGUUUUUUGUUGAAUCUGAAUGUGAUGAUCCUGAAGUCAUUGCAGCUAACAUCAUGGAAGUGAAAGUUUCCAGCCCGGAUUAUCCUGAAAUAAACCGAGAGAAUGUCAUGGAUGAUUUCCUGAAGAGAAUUGAAUGUUAUAAAGUUACAUAUGAGCCUCUGGACCCUGAUUCCUAUGACAAGGAUCACUCCCUUAUUAAAGUCAUCAACGUGGGACAGAGGUUUCUCGUAAACAGAGUGCAAGAUUACAUCCAAAGCAAAAUCGUGUACUACCUCAUGAACAUUCAUGUGCAGCCCCGAACAAUAUACCUAUGCCGACAUGGUGAAAGUGAUUGUAACGUUGCUGGAAGAAUUGGAGGAGAUUCAGGACUUUCUCCACAGGGAAAACAAUUUGCCCAAGCACUCAGAAAGUUUAUUGAGGAGCAAGAAAUUGUGGACCUCAAGGUUUGGACCAGCCAACUGAAAAGAACAAUCCAAACAGCAGAAUGUCUUGGCGUGGAUUAUGAACAGUGGAAAAUUCUCAAUGAGAUUGAUGGUGGUGUAUGUGAAGAGAUGACCUACAAAGAGAUAGAAGAAAAGUAUCCUGAAGAGUUUGCAGCAAGGGAUCAAGAUAAAUAUCUUUAUCGUUACCCUGGUGGAGAGUCAUACCAGGACCUCGUACAGCGUCUUGAGCCGGUCAUUAUGGAGCUGGAGCGUCAGGGGAAUGUUUUGGUCAUCUGUCACCAGGCUGUCAUGAGAUGUCUUCUGGCUUACUUCUUAGACAAAAGUGCAGAUGAUUUGCCAUACCUCCGUUGCCCACUGCAUACCGUAAUUAAGUUGACGCCUGUUGCUUAUGGCUGUAAGGUAGAAAUGAUAAGGCUUAAUGUGGAUGCCGUGGACACACACAGAGAGAAACCACCCGGUGUAUUUGACCAAAGCCAAGCCCCGAUGCGGAUGAGAAGAAACAGCUUCACUCCUCUGUCCAGCUCUGAUACGAUCAGGCGCCCGCGCAAUUACAGUGUCGGGAGUCGACCUCUUGAACCUGUGGGAUCUGAGAGAUUCAGAAUGGCCCCGGAUGGAUCUGAUCGACCCUUAAAACAACGUUCUCUGGAAAAUACUUACAUGGGUCCAGCAGACACCAUUGGUUGUGAUGCCUUCUUGUAGCUCUCUAGGACUGUGUAGCUGCGAACAGUUGGAUCCGCCCGAAUCUUUCCUUCCAUCCACUGCAUCGAUUUCCUGGAAUCUCCUCUUUUGUCUCAAAGAAGCUUCAGUGUGUUCAUGUUCUAUUUCUCUGUUUCACUAAAAGGGAAUGGAAGGCAUGUUUUCCAUUAGCAGAAUACGCCCAAAACUAUUUGCAGUGUAUGAAAAACGGCAUAUUUUCAAUCUCUUUUAAAACCUUCAAAAAUUAAAUGUGGAGCUAUGGCAUAUAGCUCUUAAAUCAAUUCACAAUUAACCUUUUUGGUGCAUUUUUCUUGUGUAGGUCUUAAUAUUUUUUAUUUUUACAUUACAUCUUAAUAUGUGAAUGCAAAGCUCUGUGUAUUUUAGAUUUUUAGUUUGGCAGCUAUUAAGUUAUCCCCCCCUCCCCCUUUAUAUGCUUUGUUUCUACAUGAAUAAAACAUUUUCCAGGUUUCAGGUAACCUAGAGAAUGUGCAUGUAUUAUACAUGGGUACAAAAAAACAUGUAUAAGGUUUUCCUGAAACUUUAAAUGUUUUGAAUGUAGGUGGCUGUAACAUAUUCUGUAACGCAAACACAUAUGGAAAGCCUUUUAUCUACCAUUUUUCUGAAUAGAUUUA